AUGGAGAGGUGUUUCUGCAAGGCAUGCUGGGAUAGCAGCAGGGAUGUCUCUGUGCCUCAGCCAGAGCAGGAGGACUCCGCCUCCGUGACUGAAGACGACCAACUUGGAGCAGCAAGAGACUCCACCACAGGACAGGAACACCUGCUAACCUGGAGCCUUCCUCCCCCAGGAGCCUUCCUCCCCCAGGAGCCUUCCUCCCCCAGGAGCCUCCUCCCCCGGGAGCCUUCCUCCCCGGGAGCCUUCCUCCCCGGGAGCCUCCCUCAGGAGCCUUCCUCCCCGGGAGCCUUCCUCCCCGGGAGCCUUCCUCCUCCAGGAGCCUUCCUCCCCCAGGAGCCUUCCUCCCCGGGAGCCUUCCUUCCUCCCCCAGGAGCCUUCCUCCCCCGGGAGCCUUUCUCCCCCGGGAGCCUUCCUCCCCCAGGAGCCUUCCUCCCCCAGGAGCCUUCCUCCCCCAGGAGCCUUCCUCCCCCAGGAGCCUCCUCCCCCGGAGCCUUCCUCCCCGGGAGCCUUCCUCCCCCAGGAGCCUUCCUCCCCAGGAGCCUUCCUCCUCCAGGAGCCUUCCUCCCCGGGAGCCUUCCUCCCCGGGAGCCUUCCUCCCCGGGAGCCUUCCUCCCCGGGAGCCUUCCUCCCCCAGGAGCCUUCCUCCCCCAGGAGCCUUCCUCCCCCAGGAGCCUUCCUCCCCCAGGAGCCUUCCUCCCCCAGGAGCCUUCCUCCCCCAGGAGCCUUCCUCCCCCAGGAGCCUUCCUCCCCCAGGAGCCUACCUUUUAG
This is a messenger RNA of Oncorhynchus masou masou (cherry salmon), 765 nucleotides long. Its product is annotated as calcium-binding protein P-like. The record is from RefSeq and is a predicted model, not a curated record. Lineage: Eukaryota; Metazoa; Chordata; Actinopteri; Salmoniformes; Salmonidae. The transcript has 2 exons. The coding region runs from base 1 to 765 and encodes 254 amino acids.